Molecule: messenger RNA, 3082 nt
Organism: Pyricularia oryzae 70-15
Lineage: Eukaryota; Fungi; Ascomycota; Sordariomycetes; Magnaporthales; Pyriculariaceae
Product: quinate repressor
Exons: 2
Coding region: 449-2905 (818 amino acids)
Biological process (GO): chorismate biosynthetic process
Molecular function (GO): 3-phosphoshikimate 1-carboxyvinyltransferase activity; 3-dehydroquinate dehydratase activity; shikimate 3-dehydrogenase (NADP+) activity
Source: RefSeq, a predicted model, not a curated record
GCCGUGGAUUAUCCCGCUACAUCUGCCGUAUUAGACAGGAAAUACUUCAAAAGAUCCAUAUCCUAUCCCGCUCAUUUUCAUAAUCUAGGAGUGGAUUCCGUGACGUGCAUGGCGCCUUACUUGCUGUUCAUAUUGUGCCGACUUUUAUCACCGCAUGGUUCGAUGGAAGGAGCAUGCACUUUCUGACCCUGCCGCCCGUUCAUUUUUGAUGUUCAGUGCCGGCUCAUUUUUUCUCUCGACUUUUUGCUCUAAUCUGCAUGCGGUUUGACGAGGAAUUGGGCCUUUUGAGUAUCACUUGUACAUCUUUUGGCUUGCACUGGAAACAGGUCCCGACUGCGGGACAUCAAUUCUUUUUUUAUUUCUUUUUUCUUUUUCUCCUUCUUCUUAUACGGCUGGUCUCUUAAAAGAAACAAAAACGAAAUUGCCUUGAGGCGUCGGGCGCAUCUAAAUGAACAUCUCGGCACAGCAGGAGGAAGUUAGCGCUGCGGCCCUGGCGAUGACAAAGUCGACCGCUACCCCCAGUUCACCCAGAAACCAACGUCUGCAUGACCAGGAUGCCUCCAUCAUUUUGGUGGGAUGCAGGGGCGCCGGAAAACGGUCUCUGGGCUUCAUAGCAGCCCUUCAUCUCCGCCGACGUCUAGUAACUGAGGACCAUUGCUUUGAGCAAAUCACCGGUGUAUCCAGGGCCACGUAUUUGCGACAACAUGGCAAAGAUGCAUUUGCACGCCAGAAUGCAGAUGUAUUCAAACGAAUGUUAGAUAUGAACCGCAACGGCUGCAUUAUCGUAUGUGGCAUGACGAGUCUCUCGGACGAAGCCCAACAUAUCCUGGAUCAGUAUUGCAGGUCGAAUCCGGUCGUAUAUGUCCAUCGUGAGAAGGACCAAAUGAAGAGGUUUCUGGACCAGUCGGAUGCGACGCAGAUAUUAGCUGCGGACCAGAGUCAUAGGCGCUGCUCCAACAUGGAGUACUUCAACCUUUUCGAUCCCUCCAGCACCAAAUAUGCGUCAAUCGACGAUACUGGGUCUCCUCGGUGGGAUGCCUUAUCUGCGAGCUCCUCGACCCUUGUCAACGCAAAAGAGGAUUUCACUACGUUUCUGGACUUGAUGCAAGGUCAGGGCUGGCGCCGGAAGUUCCUCGAGAGCCCAUUUUCCAUACACGCUCUGCCACCCGAGUUCAGACAAUACUCCUACGCUCUCAGGCUCCGUCUCUCCUGGCUAUUAGAAAUGACGGUUUUGUGGGAUGAUCUCGAAGCUGCCGGCGACUGUGUUGAGUUGAUAGUGGAUUGCUGGCCAGAUGACUUGCCCAAUGUCAUUGCCAAGCAGGUAGCCCUCAUAAGGAGGAACCUGGGCUGUCCAUUGAUAUUUCAUGUGGAGGAGAACCCAAGGAACCAGCGCCGUAGGGGCCAAGAAGAGAAGGACGCGGUGGAUGCAGACCUGCUCGAACUAGGCCUGCGUCUCAAUGCUGACUAUAUCAGUCUAGACCUGCAAAGGAAUUCGACUUUGAUAAAUCGGGUCUUGGAACGCCGGGGGAGGACAAGGAUAAUCGGCAAUUUUUGGUAUCUGGGAAUGGGGGCAUUGGCUUGGGCAGACCCGUCCCAACUGGACAACUUUGUACACGCAAAAUCCUUGGGAUGUGAUGUGGUCCGGAUGAUAAGGUUCUGUUCUGGCGACAACCCGGUAGAGCGGCUUUUGGAGCUCAAAGAGACGAUACAAAGGACGGUACCUGAUCCGAAACCACCUCUUGUCGCGUAUGACUUUUCGGUCCUCGGUGCGAGAACACCUCUCCAGUCAAACAUUCUAAUCCCAGUGAAGCAUUCGGGCAUGGACAACACAGACCACCUGGCCACUGUCUGCACUUACGAAAACUCUUUCAACCGACUCUUCACUCAGCUGAUGCUGGAUCCCCUUCGGUUCUAUGUCCUCGGCGCGAGCGUCUCGUACUCGAUCUCGCCAGCAAUGCACCAGGCCGCAUACGACUUCUCGAGGAUCCCGCACACCUUCCAAGCUGUAUCAUGUUCAACACUUGGGGAGCUUUAUCGCAUCUGCUAUGAUAGCUCCUUUGGUGGCGCUUCUCUGGCCGCACCUUUCAAGGUCGCCAUCAUGCCUCAGCUGAAACUCAAGAGCCACCAUGCCAGCAUCAUCGGCGCGGUCAACGUGCUUCUUCCACUUCGGGGCCAAACGGGCUCUAUACUCAGCCACGCAACCUCCAGGAACAAGGCUGGUCCCGUAAACAAUUUUUAUGGUGACAAUACGGAUUGGAGCUCCAUCUUGACGUGUCUCAAGCGCUCCAUUAGUCCGCGAAACUAUGUGAGGCCAUCCAAGACAACUGCGCUGGUUGUCGGGGCCGGCGGUAUGGCCCGAGCAGCCAUUUACGCUCUGGUUCAGCUCGGCUGCCGAAACAUUUUUAUACACAACCGUACACAGCGGAAUGCGUCUGAAGUAGCCGAGCAUUUCAACAGUCUUGUCAGAGAGAAGAAGAUCGCGACUACGCCUUCACAGCCCCAAGUCUGCCACGUUCUACCAUCUCGGUCGCGAGAAUGGCCUGAUGUGUAUGAGCUGCCGACAGUCAUCAUAUCCUGUGUGCCUGCAGUCAGUGCUGAUGACGGUCUGCCUGUAAACUUUACGCUACCUGAGCAGUGGCUAAGCAGCCCGACGGGAGGCGUGGUAGUGGAGUUGGCGUAUGAGCCUCUUGUUACGCCCCUAGUAGCACAGAUCCGGGCAUACCAGCAAUCUGUAUCGCCAUAUUGGGUACUGGUCGACGGUCUGGGAGUGGUUAGCGAGAUGGCGAUAGAAGCAUUCGAGCUGAUGACGGGUAGAAUGGCUCCAAGGAGACUGAUGAAGCAGGUUUGCAGAAAGGCAUAUGAUCAACAAAGUAGAGAUACAUCAUCGGUGUCGUGCGGAGGCUGAUCGGAGUUAGUAGCCUCGAAAUUAAAAAUGGUGAUCAAGAGCUGUGAUUGAUUAUUCUUUGUUUGGACAUGAUGAGAUUUUGAAAAGCCAGUUUGGUAAGAAAACCCAUCGAUCCAUUACUUUCACCGAUGAGUUACCCAAGACCAUCAAGGUAGAGGUGCCCUUUGCACAUCCCUC